This is a messenger RNA of Branchiostoma floridae (Florida lancelet), 2232 nucleotides long. Its product is annotated as kelch-like protein 26. The record is from RefSeq and is a predicted model, not a curated record. Gene Ontology annotation, molecular function: protein binding. Lineage: Eukaryota; Metazoa; Chordata; Leptocardii; Amphioxiformes; Branchiostomatidae. The transcript has 9 exons. The coding region runs from base 276 to 2033 and encodes 585 amino acids.
CACGUGAUCCUGACGUCAGCAGCAGUUGACCUUUGCCCUGUAGGUACAGCGGUACCGGAUAUGGAAUGGCCAGGUGAGACACAGGCGGACGUUACCGGCCCACAAAAACACCUUUUCUCAACAGGUUAUGUUUUGCCCGGCAUUUUCCGAGGAGCUUGUGCCCAAGACAAGACCGCCGAAUGUCAAGAAGUCUUCUACGACGUCUUCUAAAGCCGUCUUAGUUCGAUAAACUGUCUUCCAUUUUUUCCAAAACAAAGUGAGUGACAUCCACAGCAAUGGCAGAUAACUACUACACGCGAUCGUACGUGUCGGACGAACACAGCGACAGCCUGCUACGGGGACUGAACGCGCUCCGCUCAGACAGCCUGCUGUGUGACGUCACACUGGUGGCUGAUGACCAGGGCUUCCAGGCGCACCGAGCCGUCCUGGCCUCCUGUAGCGACUACUUCAAGGCCAUGUUCACCAGCGGGAUGCGAGAGUCCAGCGAGACACACGUCGAACUCAAGGGCGUGUCGGCCAACGGGCUGCAACACGUUCUUGACUUUGCGUACACGUCUCGCCUCGGACUGAGUCUACAGAUCGUGCAGGACGUCAUUGGAGCUGCCAGUCAUCUACAGGUCCUGCCCAUCAUCGUUAUUGUGGAGAAGUUUCUCGUGGCGGAGAUCAACGUCGAUAACUGCAUCGCCAUUGGUCAGAUCGCCGCGAACUAUGACCUCAGUGCGGUCGCCAACCAGGUCAACCAGUUCAUGCUGAUGCACUUCAAACAGGUGUCGCAGAUUGAUGACUUCCUGAGCCUGCCCCUGGAGCGGGUGUCGGAGCUGAUCGGCAGCGAUUGGCUGCUGGGCUGUGACGAGGUCGAGCUGUUCCACAUCGCACUGCGUUGGCUGCGGCACGAACCGGCGCGCAUGGCGUACGCCAGCCAGAUCAUGGAGAACAUCCGGUUUCCUCUCAUGAGUCCGGGCGAUCUGGUCGACCAGGUACAGUCCGUUGACAUCAUGGACAGCGACUCGACCUGCCGAAAGUUUCUCCUGGAGGCGUUUAACUACCAGACUCUUCCUUACCGCCAACACGAGCUCCAGUCGGCGCGCACCGGCGUGCGGUCGAUCCUGCGAGCCAUCGUGUGUAUCGGAGGAACCCCUUACACCGACGACCGCGUGGUGAAGGACAAGGUGCAUGGCCAGUUGGUCAGGAGGUGGUUUGAGGUGGGUACGAUGGAUGAGGGAAGAUGUCACCAUGGUGUGGCCAUCAUGGACAACUUCCUCUACGUGGUGGGGGGUCAGACCAUCCAGUACCCGUCUGGGGAUGGGGCUGUGGCUAUGUGCUCACGUUAUGACGUUUGGACAGACACGUGGUUACAGAUGAAGUCCAUGCAUGAGAAGAGAGCGCACUUCCACCUAAGCGCGCUAGGGGGCAGACUUUAUGCCGUCGGUGGGAGAAACAAGGAACAGAACCUCAAGUCUGUGGAGGCCUUUCUUCCAAGGGAGAACAGAUGGAUGUACGUGGCGCCGCUACGCGGGUACAGCACAGGCCACGCGGGGUGCGUUUGCGACGGAAAGCUCUACACGAGCGGCGGAUACGGCACCUCCAUGAACAACGUCCCCCACGAACGCGUCUUACAAUUCUACGACCCGGAACAGAACGCCUGGCAGUGCCGCGCGCCGAUGACAACCGGUCGCAUCUGGCACUGCAUGGCCACGCUCGGAGACAAACUCUACGUCAUGGGCGGGGAUAUCGGAGAUGCGAGGCUACACGUUCUCACUGCGGAAUCGUACUGUCCGGUCGCAGACCAGUGGACCGCCAUUGCGCCGAUGCUGACAGGACAGAGUGAAGCAGGCGUGGCGGUUAUAGACGAUAAGAUAUUUUUGCUGGGAGGUUACGAUUGGAACAACAGGGACGUGAUAGGGAGCUCGCAGUCUUAUAGACCGGAGGAUAACAUCUGGAGACGAGAGGCAAGCCUACCACAGGCGGCGGCGGGAGUCGCGUGCUGCGUGGUGAAACUACCGCGGAGAUACGCUCAUGCGGUGGAUGACUGAGGAGCAACAAGAGGGGAAUCUUUCGCUUUCUAUCUGCUGCAUAAUGCAAAACUAAUUAAGAAUUGGUAGCCAUUUUUUGGCUACUUCAUUGUUUUAAGGUAGAAUUUAGAACCAGAGAGAAUUGUUACAUUGAUGAAGGUUAGACAUCGAGGUAAUAAAAUAUGCCAAAUAGCAAUUUGUCUCUGGCGAAAGGUAGUGG